GGAUGCUCCGAGACGCCGGCGAGUCUUGGGCGCCACGCGGCCGAGCCCAGGAAAUGGAUCCGGUUCUGGGGUUACUAAGGGAGCUGUCCAGCCCCGCAGGGUAAGCUAGAAGAAAGGGAGGGCCAACGCCAACCGGGCGGAGGGAGCGGCGGGCGCCAGGACCGGGUGGGGCAGCGACUCCCCCUCCAGCCCGCCAGCCCCGGGCGUCGCCCCCGCCCCCCACGUGGCCGCAGCCGUCCCAGCCCCUGCGAGGAAGCGGCGCGGCUUCCUGCGGCCCCGGCUGGGGAUAUAGGCGCCCCCGCCCGGACCCGGCUCCGUGCCGCCGCCCCUCUUCGCCUGCUCGCCGCGCGAUGGCCUCGCUCCGGGCGGAGCGCACCCCCGGCGGCCCGCGGCUCCCUUCGACCCGCGCCGGGCGACCGGCAGUGCUCCGCCUCCUCCUCCUGCUGGGCGCUGUCCUGAAGCCCCAGGAGUCCCUGGCUCAGCUUCUUCUCACCCCAGGCAGCUUGGAGUCAGAAGGGAAAACGGUGGAGAACUAUGAGACAAAUGUCCAACUUUGCUGGCAGGAAUAUAAGGUUUAUAUGGACUCUAUCCAAAAAGAUUGGUGUGACUGGGCCAUGAUUAGCAGGCCUUAUAGCAUCCUGCAAUAUUGCUUGGAACAGACUGCAGAAGGUUUUGGCCUGGGCUUCCCCAAUCCCUGGGCAGAACGGAUCAUCUUUGAGACUCAUCAAAUCCACUUUGCCAACUGCUCCCUAGUGCAGCCCACCUUUUCAGACCCCCCAGAGGAUGUGCUCCUGGCCAUGAUUAUAGCCCCCAUCUGCCUCAUUCCCUUCCUUGUUACCCUUGUGGUGUGGAGGAGUAAAGACAGUGAAGCCCAGGCCUAGGGUGGCAUGAGCUUCUCAGCAGCCAUCUUACUCCUUUCCCACCACCACCAGCUCUCACUCCUCCCCUCCCUACCUCUUUCUCCACUUCCACCCCCACCACAGAUCCCUGGAUUAGUGGAAAUGGAAACUGGGUGGGAUCAUGGGACAAAUUCUGUAAUCUUCAAAAUAAAACUUUUUUUUGUAUACUGUC
Molecule: messenger RNA, 1071 nt
Organism: Equus quagga
Lineage: Eukaryota; Metazoa; Chordata; Mammalia; Perissodactyla; Equidae
Gene: RAMP2
Product: receptor activity modifying protein 2
Exons: 4
Coding region: 351-881 (176 amino acids)
Biological process (GO): protein localization to plasma membrane; calcium ion transport; cellular response to hormone stimulus
Cellular component (GO): membrane; cell surface; signaling receptor complex
Molecular function (GO): coreceptor activity
Source: RefSeq, a predicted model, not a curated record